CAGACGAGAAGAUUUUAGGAGAAGAAGAAGAGGAACAACAACACAACUGUAUGGGGUUGUCUCAUUUUUCUGUGAUAGGAAAGGAAAUAACACCCCAAAAAUAAACAUAACAAUCCGUUUUUUUCCUUCUGCGAAUGUGUUGCCAUAAACGCUUGUUUUAAAUAGAUAGUAAUAUUCAUACCUGUAUAAAUACUAACGGUCACUUCUCACUCGGAUACGAAUGGAAGGCGAAGUUUUUCGGCAAAAACGAGAAUCCGACAAGGAGCAUGGAUACUUUGAGUCCGCGUUUGAGGUUCGGGAGGAAAGAGGAGGAUGUGAAACUUAGGAAAAGAAAGUCACAACUGUACUCAAAAGAAGAUGAAGCACCUAUUCGGACAGAGGUCCUGAGAAUUGCGGCUUUUUGUGUAACUUUCCGUGUGACCAACUGUUUCCUGGUCCAGAGCAGCUUCGUUCCAGAUGAGUACUGGCAAUCUGUGGAGGUUGCCCAUCACAUGGUCUUCAAUUAUGGCUACCUGACGUGGGAAUGGAAGGAAGGCAUAAGAAGCUUCAGCUAUCCUUUCAUCUUUGCGGUCAUCUAUAAAAUACUACACUGGUUACAAUGCGACUCUGUUCAUCUUGUGAUAUGGCUGCCCCGUCUACUUCAAGCACUCGUCGCUGCGUUUGCUGACAUUAAAUUCUUCUACCUCAUCAGAACACUGGAAGAUCGGGAAACUGCUAAAUGGACGUUUUUCUGCCACCUGUGCUCGUGGUUCACAUGGUUCUGUUGCACCAGAACGCUAGGCAACAGUGUGGAGGCCACCAUCACUUGCCUGGCUCUGGCCUAUUUCCCUUUGGCAACAUCCAAAACACAUAGCAGUAAAAAAUAUUUGAGCUUAGUUGCUUUGGCGAUUAUUUUUCGCCCAACGGCCCUGAUUGUCUGGCUCCCGCUGUUGAUUUACCAUUUCUGGCAUGAUGAAAGCAAACUCAGACUUGUGGUUCAUGACUACAUUCCUAUUGGGGCUUCAGCUAUUGUGAUUUCAACCAUAAUUGACUGCAUCUUCUAUGGAAAGUGGGUUUUGGUGCAAUUCAACUUCUUGAAGAUAAACAUCUUGGACGGAAUUGCCGGCUUUUACGGCACCCACCCCUGGCAUUGGUACUUCACGCAGGGCUUGCUUGUGAUAGUAGGCCCACAUGUCCCGUUCUUUAUUCACGGAUGCUACCUCGCUUUCAGAAGGUACAGAAUCCUGUUGGUGGCCAUCAUCUGGACCGUUGCAGUAUAUAGUUUCUUUCCUCACAAGGAGUUCCGAUUCAUCUACCCUGUGCUUCCCUUUUGUAUGAUCUUCUGUGGGGUAUCGAUGGCUCACAUGAGAGAAUGGCGACGAGCAGCCGCUUGUGGUUUGUUGGGAACCAACCUGUUUCUUGCUCUUUACACGGGCCUGAUUCACCAGCGCGGCACUCUGGAUGUCAUGAGCCACAUCCGCAUACUUUGUUACAACGUGUCAGAGCCGAACGUCCUCUUCCUCAUGCCCUGCCACUCCACGCCUUACUACAGCCACAUUCACUGUCCGCUAAAGAUGAGGUUCCUCGAGUGCCCACCUGACCUCGGCCAGGCUGGCUACGUGAACGAGGCUGACAGAUUUUACUAUGACCCGCUCCUCUGGCUCCAGACCUCUUUUCCACACAUGCGGUCACGUCCUACUCACUUGGUUCUCUUUGAUAUCCUGGAGAAGGAUAUUUCAGCAUUUCUUCAGGACUACGUGAAAACAACAGACAUAUUUCACACUCAUUUUCCAGAGGGAAAAAUUGGAAGAAGAAUCUUUAUUUAUGAACGACAUCAAAAAACAGGAAUAUCACAGCAAUAAAAGCAAUCUAUGAUGGCAUCUAUUGUCCUUUAGUCAGUCGUAGUGCAUCCAGUAUCUGUGAAAUUGAAUGAUCAAAAUUUGCAUUAUGCUCACCAGAACCUUAAACCUGUAUCAAGUAUUCAGUUGUUUAUUGAAAUGUCAACUAAUAAAACUAAUGUCACAUGAUUCCUUACAAACAAA
This is a messenger RNA of Corythoichthys intestinalis (scribbled pipefish), 2021 nucleotides long. It is a transcript of the gene pigb, whose product is annotated as phosphatidylinositol glycan anchor biosynthesis, class B. Gene Ontology annotation, molecular function: alpha-1,2-mannosyltransferase activity. Gene Ontology annotation, cellular component: endoplasmic reticulum membrane. The coding region runs from base 267 to 1841 and encodes 524 amino acids. The transcript is spliced from 12 exons. The record is from RefSeq and is a predicted model, not a curated record. Lineage: Eukaryota; Metazoa; Chordata; Actinopteri; Syngnathiformes; Syngnathidae. Gene Ontology annotation, biological process: GPI anchor biosynthetic process.